ACACCUCUCUUGCCUACUGUCUCACAAUGAUUGCAGAUGUGUGUCUUUUGGAAGAGCAGCACAGGCUAGCGUGGAAGUCAAAAUUGUUCAUUAUACUAACAUAGGUUUGUCUAGGGCUUUUUCAAAUCCCCUAUUCCUUUUAAGUUUCACAUCAACUUUGUGAAAUAGGAUAACCCUUAUUUUACAGGUAAAGAGACUGAAGCUUGAGGAGAUGGAGAAACUUGCCCAUCUCAAACACAUCUAAGCAGAUGCUGGAACCCAGCUUUUCUUACUCAGAACCACUACUCACUUCCCUAAGCCCAAAGAUCUGGUCUGGACGAGCUUUGUACCCUGUUGUCUCUCACUGUUUUUUUCUGCAAAUGUUGAUUAGAGAUUUUUUUCAGAGCCCUGAGUCAGGGGCUGUCUGUAGAGUCCCCUAAAGUCCCAGGCAUUAAUGGGUGGUGGAAACACUACAAAGCCACCCAGUAGCAGAAAAGUAAUGGGACCUUCCCCCUUAUCUCCUCAGUUUGCAUUGCUUUGAUUCCGUCUGAACGCCCACUUUGCAACUGAAGGAGGCAAGACACGUUCAGAGGAAAAAGUAGAGAGUAAAAGCCAGAUCAAGGUAAUACCUAUGCUUCAGUGACACUCACUGGGGGCUUGCUGAGAGAUGCCACGUGUGGCCAUGAAGAGCAGGGCAGCAUGGGCCUCAUCCCCAGUUCCCUUUUCCAAGUGUCUUUCCUGAAUGGUGAGUCUCUAGGCUCCCAGGCAAAGCCCUGGAUCACGUAUUCAGCCUUAUUCCUUAUGGUCCUGCCUCACACCUGUUGCCAGAGCUCAAAAGCAGGCCCUGCUCCUGAUAAUGAUGGCCAUGAUGAGGCUACUCCAUUGGCCUCUCUUUUCAUGCCCCUCCUGCCUGCCCCCCCCACCCCCACCCCCUGGUCUCUUCCCAGUUCUGAACUGGCAGGAACUCCUGGCUUAGCCGGAAUGCUUCCCUUGGACUUGUUUUCCAGGCACCCAGUGCUCAUCAAGGCAGCCCUGGACCUCCUCAUGAGGACUGGGGACAGUGGGGACUGCACCAUGAACUCCGGAUCAUGCCUGACUGCCAGCACAGUGGCCAUUCCCACCAUCACGGGCAGCACAGCCAUGAGUGCCUGCAGCAGCAGCAACGCUAGCCCUGCCAGCUCUGUGGACACGAAGCUAUGCCUUCUAAAGAAGCAGGAAAAAUGAAGAAAGAGGGUCAUCUGGGGCAUUGAGGUGGCCGAGGAGCUACAGUGGAAAGGCUGGGAGCUGGGCAAGGAGAUCACCAAGAACCUGGUUCUGAAAAAUCUGUCCUGGAAAAUCCAGAAGAUAAAGUACAGGCUCCCCAAGACCAAGUUCUUCUUCACGGUCAUCCCCCAGCCCAUCUUCCUGAGCCCAGGCAUAACCCUCUCCCUCCCCAUCAUCUUCCGGCCCCUGGAGAAGAAGGAGUACAUGGACCAGCUGUGGUUUGAGAAAGCAGAGGGGAUGUUCCGUGUGGACCUGCGGGCCACCGUGCCUUGCCACAAUCUCAUCUGCCCACCGUCCCUGCAGUUGCCCAUGUGUGCCAUGGGGGACACGGCCGAGGCCUGGUUCUGCCUGGACAAUGUGGGGGACCUGACCACCUUCUUCACCUGGGAGUCCCCUGGCCCAUUCCAGGUGCUGCCUAACACGGGACUGCUGGAGCCAGGCCAGGCUUGCCAGAUCAAGGUGACCUUUCAGCCCCUGAUGGCUGUCAUCUAUGACGUUCAGGCCACGUGCUGGUACGGGGAGGGCAGCAAGCAGAAGAGCAGCAUCCAGCUGCGGGGUAUAGCCAAGUGUGCCCAGCUGCUGGUGAGCAUAAAGCAGAAGCGCCCAGAGGACCAGGAGGCCGCGGGCUUCCAGAAAGUGUUGCACUUCGGCUCUGUUGCUGUGGGCUGCACCACUGAGAGGCAAAUCAAGCUGUAUAACCCGUCAGCGGUGAGCGCCUCUUUCAGGAUCGAAAUGGCCCCAGAUACGCUGGCCAAAGACCAGGCCUUUUGGUGCCCCAUGGCCCACGGAGUCGUGCUCCCAGGAGAGAAGAAAUGCGUGUCGGUGUUCUUCCACCCGGAGACUCUGGACGUCAGGACGAUGGACUACUUGUCCAUCAUGCCCUCUGGCGGUGCCUCGCAGACCCUGCUCAAACUUGUUGGUUUCUGUAGAGGUCCUGAUGUGUCCUUGCAGUACCAUUGCAUCGACUUCAGCUGGGUCAACCUUGGGGAACGCUCGGAGCAGACUCUGUGGAUUGAGAACAAGUCAGACUGCACAGCCCACUUCCAGUUCGCCAUCGACUGUCAGGAGAGUGUCUUCAGCAUCAGACCUGCCUUCGGGACCCUGGUGGGCAAGGCCCGCAUAACCCUGCACUGCACCUUCCAGCCCACUCACCCCAUCAUCUACUUUCGGCGGGUGGCCUGCCUCAUCCAUCACCAGGACCCGCUGUUCCUGGACCUGAUUGGGACCUGCCACUCAGACAGCACCAAGCCGGCCAUCCUGAGGCCACAGCACCUCGCUUGGUACCGCACGCACCUGGCGCGGGGCCUGACACGCUACCCGCCCGACAUUCUGGGCAUCAUGCUGAGGGAGAAGAAGUUGGAGCAGGAUAAGAACGGGGCCCUGAUGAUUUCCACCAAGGACCUGGAGGACAUACCAGCCCUGCAGUAUCCCCUCAUCCCACCCAUGACCGAAUACUUCUUCGAUGGCACCAACGACAUGGCCAUCUUCCCCCCACCUGUCAGUCUUGAGCCUGUCGAGGUAGACUUUGGUGCCUGCCCCAGGCCCGAGGACCCCAACCCUGUCCCCCUGUGCCUGAUGAACCACACCAACGGCAAGAUCACUGUGGCCUGGACACGAAGGUCUGACUGCCCCUUCUGGGUGACCCCCAACACCUGCGACGUGCCCCCCCUCAAGUCCAUGGCCAUGCGCCUGCACUUCCAGCCACCUCACCCCAACUGCCUGUACGCCUUGGAGCUGGAAGGCUUCGCUGUCUAUAAGGUCCUACGGAGCUACAACAAUAUUGAAGAGGACUGCACCGUGUGCCCGUCCUGGUGCCUGACGCUCCGGGCGCGAGGCCACAGCUAUGGUGCCACCUUGGAGCACCACAUCCCGCAAUACUCCCUGCAUGUCCCCAAGCUGUUUCCUGCAGUUUCGCCCGGUGAACCCUCCUACCGCAGCCUGCUCCUGAUCAACAAAGGCUCCAUGCUGCUGACCUUCAACCUGGCCCCCCAAAGCAGCCCAGACAUCUCCCUGCGGCCCAGCUCAGGCCUUGUGGCCCCUGGGGCCCACCAGAUCUUCCUCAUUUGCACCUAUGCCAAGGGCAACUCCUGGAGGCAGCACGUUUUCUACUUGCAGUUCAAUCUCUGCCCCCAGUAUCUCCAGGAGGUGAGCAUGCAGAGCCGGGAGGAGCCACUGCAGCUGAAGCUGGACACCUCUAAAAGCAUCUUCUUCAAGCCCACCUGGGUGGGCUGCUCCUCCACCAGCCUCUUCACCUUCCGUAACCCCACGCGUCUGCCCUUGGAGUUUGAGUGGAGGGUUUCCCAGCAGCUCCGAAAGAUGCUGGCCGUCCAGCCCGCCAGAGGGAUUAUCCAGCCCAACGAGAGCCUCACAAUGACGUGGACCUUCAGCCCCCUGGAGGAGACCAAGUACCUGUUCCGAGUGGGGAUAUGGGUCUGGGAAGCCGGCCUGCCCCCGAGCACGAAGCCUCCCACCACCACUCACUACAUGCUCCGGCUGGUGGGCCUGGGCGUCACCGGGCAGCCUCUCUGCAAAGGAGAAGGAGCUGGACUUUGGGAACAUACUGGUGAACAGCAAGCAGUCCAGGACGCUGGUGCUUCUGAACGAGGGCGACUGCACCCUCUACUACCGCCUGUUCCUGGAGCAGUGCAGCCCUGAAGCUGUGGACAACGGCCCUCUCGCUCUGCAGCUGGACCGCACAGAGGGGAGUAUGCCACCCCGGUCCCAGGACACUAUCUGCCUGAUCGCCUGUCCCAAGUUCCGGUCCCAGUACUCCUGGACCAUCAGCUACUCUCUCCUCUCCCACAGAGGUGACAGCUGCUCUUGACAAUGAUCUUGGGGCAGGUUGCCUGGGACCCCUGCACCCUCAGCCUGGAGGCCCCGCCCCACGGGAGCUGGGAGGUGAGUGCACCCCUCUCUCCCACACCCCCUUCCCCCAG
Molecule: messenger RNA, 4178 nt
Organism: Phacochoerus africanus (Common warthog)
Lineage: Eukaryota; Metazoa; Chordata; Mammalia; Artiodactyla; Suidae
Product: cilia- and flagella-associated protein 65-like
Exons: 18
Source: RefSeq, a predicted model, not a curated record